UGCCGCGUAUUCCAGGUGCGCCUUCACGGCCUUCAUUCCUGCUUUGUCUUUGAAACACAGGCAUCCGGCACAGAUGGCAAACCCUCCGCCAACACCGCCUGUCUACCGGGACCCGUGGGCCAAGCGGGAAGCUUGGAGGAAGCACCCGGUCUUCUCCAGACGCGCGAUGUUCAGCAAGAUGUUUCCCGGCUUUGGCGUGGCAGUGGUCGCCUUCACCACCUACGUGGUUGUGGAUAAUAUGUUCCUCAGCGCGAAGGGCGACUCGCAUCACUGAAGGAGCGGCAGACAUGUGUGCGCAUCUUGUCGUUCCACCAUCCCCCUCGCUAUCCCGCUUUCCACCCAAUGUAAUGCUAGAGUAAUCCAAACCCCAUCAACGUAUUGGAGUGUGUGUUCGCUGGCAAGGGCCCGAUCGACAGC
Molecule: messenger RNA, 417 nt
Organism: Fomitopsis serialis
Lineage: Eukaryota; Fungi; Basidiomycota; Agaricomycetes; Polyporales; Fomitopsidaceae
Product: NADH dehydrogenase 1 beta subcomplex subunit 3
Exons: 3
Coding region: 74-274 (66 amino acids)
Biological process (GO): mitochondrial respiratory chain complex I assembly; electron transport chain
Cellular component (GO): mitochondrion
Source: RefSeq, a predicted model, not a curated record